AUGGGCAAGAAUACCGACGACAGGCCGGCCUACUUGAGCACCGAUGACGCCAAGUACUCCCUAGGUGUUCAUCGUGGACCAUUGGCCCCCGCGAGCGAUGACCCCAAAUUGGAACAGGUUCAGUCCGCUGGCGGCAUCUCGUUAGCUACCAAUCGAUCCAAGAAGGAGAAGUUUGCGCGUCAUUGGAAGCGUUUCUGGUGCUGCUAUCUCAUCGGAAAUGUCAUCUUCCUCGCCAUCUUCCUCCCCGUCUUCUUCCUUGUCGCAAUUCCCGCCAUCUCUCAGCUGGUCGUCAACAAGUCCGACCUGGUCCUCGUCAAUGCUGCGGUCAUGCAACCGCGCGCCGAGUCCAUCCAGUUGACCCUGGAAUCAGCGCUGAACUUGAAGAUCGCCCUGCCUGUUCGCAUUGAGCCCAUCGUGCUGGAUCUGUUCGUGCGCGAUACUGGAUCCGAUGCGCCAUGGGGCAACGUCACCAUCGCUGGCAAGACUAUCAAAGGAAACACCACCCUCGGUGUCACUAACGUGCACACGCCCCUCAUCAACACGACCACCUGGACCAGCUAUGUGCAUAACGUCGUCUUUGAUAAAUAUACCGCCUUGUCACUCAAGGGCCCGACUAACUCCUAUCUGGGAGUGUUGAAGUCGCCUGUGGUCAUGGACAAGGACGUCGUCUCGCCGACCCUGAAUUCUUUCGAUGGUUUCAGUAUCACCGACAGCGCUCUGCAUCUUCCCCCGAAAGCAGAUGGCACGAAUCUGGUCGGCAACGCCACGUUGCCCAACCCAUCCGUGCUCACCAUUGAGAUCGGCACAAUCACCCUCGAUAUCAACCCGGGGACAACAAGCACCCCCCUCCGGGCCGUUCUGGACUUUGACACCAUUUUUGAGAACCUGGGCACUGUUCUCAAAUCCCAGGCCAGUCUUUUGAAGACUGGCAACCUGACCUUGGAUACUAUCACCAAGUCGGUCGUCUGGGAGAAUAAGACCGUGCCUUACUAUACCAAGGUCAUGUCCGGGCUGACGCUUCCGGCCCAGGUGCCCCUGAUGGACACCCUGAAGAAUACUUUACACAGCCUCAACUUAACCGAGCUCGCGGCAUACGCCAAGUCAAAUAGCACUGGCGGCGGGCUCCUGGGCACCCUGGAGAACGAUCUCAAGAAUGCGGAUUCCGAUUCCGGCUCCGGCUCCGGCCUCUCAUCUAUCUUGAAGAGAAACACGCACAUCCGCGAAGCUCUCAAGAAUAUCCACCCGGUCAAGCGAGACGCCGCACUGGACUCACUUGCCAAUCUCUACAUGAAGCUCUGA
Molecule: messenger RNA, 1299 nt
Organism: Penicillium atrosanguineum
Lineage: Eukaryota; Fungi; Ascomycota; Eurotiomycetes; Eurotiales; Aspergillaceae
Product: DUF3712 domain-containing protein
Exons: 4
Coding region: 1-1299 (432 amino acids)
Cellular component (GO): fungal-type vacuole membrane
Source: RefSeq, a predicted model, not a curated record